UCUGUGUCGAACUAUGUCUAAGAACCUUUCCCCCAUAGAGGCUGAUGCUUCCCAUUUGUGUCUUGAGUUCCGAUCCAGAUGCAGGAUGAUUAUGUUCCAAGAUCCUGAGUUCUCACUACCCUUUAAUCCAGAUAUACCUCUUACCCCAAUCUCUGGCCUAACUCGGGGUUUCAGGACCUUUAGCACAUUAACCGGGGAUACACCAAGACGCUGCCUAGAUCUAUCCAAUCUCAGCAAUGGUGAAGAGGAAACUGCCUUCAACUUCAACCAGUCCCCAGGUCAGAAGGGUUCAAUGGGACUCCAGAAUAAGCUACAUUCAGGGAGGCAGUGUUCACAAUUGCUGCAGUCCCAGGUACUGUGCAGCACACCAGACACUCCAAGCUGCUUCCAGCACAUUAGCAGGGUGAUCAGCAGUCCUUCCAUGAACAAAGAGAAUGAGGGUAGCCCUUUUAAGCACCCAGGGUGGAGCAUGCCCAAAUCCCUGCUGUUCUGGAAAAAACCACCAGAUGCACAGCUGACCUAUGCUACUACGCUGGAAGCAGGUGAUCUAGAGGAGUAUGAGAUGGAAGAUCUUGGCAGCCCAAUUUCUGCAGUGACACCACCAGGAAUGCCAGAGUCCUUGAGUGGCUUUCCAGAACUCUGCCCUGAACAGGAAGAGACUGAGGUCUCUAUGAACAAGACUCGACUCUUCCGAUCCCCAUCACUGCCAGAGAAACUGAACAGACCCGUACUGAAGAAGGCAGCAAAGAGCCAAGAUGAAGACGAAGCGCCCAUCAAGGUGAAACAGAAGCACAUCCCAACCCAAGAGGAGCCGGAUGAGGUAAUGCAUUUGAAGAAGGCAGCCUCCCUUUCUGAAAUGGAGAUUGUCAGAGCACUGGAUCAAGACCACAGCUUCAGGCAGCUGAUUGGAGAUUUCUCCUGUGUGUAUUCACUGCCAACAGUAGCAGGAAGGCAUCAGGACCUGAAAUACAUCACUUCAGAUACCAUGGCUGCUCUGCUCCAAGGCCAGUUCCAAAGCCUUAUAGAGAAGUUCUACAUUAUUGACUGUCGCUACCCCUAUGAAUAUGACGGGGGACAUAUCAAGGGGGCUCUGAAUAUCCCCGGGGCAGAUGAUCUGUUUGAAUCCUUCCUGAGAAAGCCUCUACUCUCGCCAACGCCUCAGAAGCGCCUCAUCCUUGUUUUCCACUGUGAAUAUUCCUCAGAGAGGGGCCCAAAGAUGUGUCGCUAUCUGAGGGAAGAAGACAGAGCCAUGAAUGAGUAUCCUGCGCUGCACUAUCCUGAACUGUAUGUCCUUCAGGGUGGCUAUAAGGACUUCUUCAUCGAAUACAAGGAGCUGUGUGAGCCCCAGAGCUACUGCCCCAUGUGCCACCAGGACUUCAAGGCAGAGAUGCUCACGUUCCGCACCAGAAGCAAGACAUGGGCAGGAGACCGGAGGUGGAGAGGCCAAGUUGCGCGUCUCAUGAAGCCGUGAGGACAAAGGCAGUCUUGGAGAAGGGAUUCUGCUCUAAGAGGACUCUUCCCUGACAAAGGGAUAACCUGAGGUCUCUAUAAUUGACAGCGCCACACAGAGGCUCAGAAAGUGAGGAAGCCAGCACUUAGGAGUGCGUGUCAGUUGUUGCAAUAAGGAGAGCUCAGAAAU
Zootoca vivipara (common lizard) is the source of this 1639-nucleotide messenger RNA. It is a transcript of the gene CDC25C, whose product is annotated as cell division cycle 25C. NCBI's taxonomy places the organism in Eukaryota, Metazoa, Chordata, Lepidosauria, Squamata, Lacertidae. Gene Ontology annotation, molecular function: protein tyrosine phosphatase activity. The record is from RefSeq and is a predicted model, not a curated record. Gene Ontology annotation, biological process: G2/M transition of mitotic cell cycle; positive regulation of G2/M transition of mitotic cell cycle; protein dephosphorylation. Gene Ontology annotation, cellular component: nucleus; cytoplasm.